GACAUAUUGUUGCUCCACUGUUGUUGUCCUCCUGUCAUGGCCAACGUCGCGACGUCCCUACUGGGGCUCACGGACCACGAGUUCGGACAUGUCUUUGCUCAAGAUGGCGCAGUCUCGGAGUGGCUCUUUGAUGAAAUGAAAGCUGUCCUCCAGGACGCAGACACAGACGAGUUCUACACGUCACACCAUGGCGACAACCUCUUGCUGGUGGCAGUCCGCGUAGUCGCGUCCGAAGACCAUGGCCUCGACCUCGCACAGUUGGUGGAUCGAGGACUACUGUCGUUGCCGCGGAUCAUCGCCAUGUGCUCAUUGUACGCCCAGAGCAACAGCCACGUGAUGCAGUGGUGGUUACAACGAGUGUUUGCUUGCGCGCCACACCUUGCCAAUCAAGUCCCCAUGCUUCACGAUAUCUUUUACCACGCGCUACUGACCAUUCACCAUCAAGUGGCGUCCCUGAAGUCACCGUGCAUCAUCGACGCCACCCGACUCCAGACGCAACUGUGCGAUAUAGCCAAAACGGUACCCCAUGAUGGUCACGCUCAUGCUUAGCCAAACUCGUCGUGACCAGAUCCAAGCGCUGUUGACGAGCCACGACAUGUUCCUUUCGAUCCUCACCCCCCCAAAAGCCACAGACCUCGGCCACUGCUUUGACGGCCAAACGCUUCUGCAUGCGAUCUUGGUCUGCUAUGAAACUGACCUGCCCCUGCUCAACAAGCUCAGCCGCAACGACAAGCUCGUCCCCGUGGCCCGCCGCCACGUUUUAUUGAGCAUUGGCCUUUGGCUGGACAAGACAUUCCUAUCCGUCCUAAAAAGUGAGCCUGCACAGGCAGAACAGCGCACCGAGUGGUUCUUUGGCGUGUUGAACUCGCUGUUGCACAACGCAGACGCGUCCGAGCCAGCGUCGCUGCUCAGUGACCUGUGCCGGCUGCUCCAAUUCAAGACCACUUGUCGACGUGCAUUUGACGAGGCAGCGGCAGUGGACGACGCACAGCGGGACUACCUCGCGCUCCUCCUGAGUGAACUCCCCGAACGCGCUCGCUCUGCAAAAGGGGACGAACCCAAGCCGAAUGGAAUCGUCGAUUCGCAAGACGACAAGGCGGCCAUUGUACAUUCGAUUGGCCAGCAAGUGAAAGAUAUUUUCCCCGACUUGGGCGCCGGGUUUCUCCAACUGGUCAUCGCUGCGUGCGACUAUUCGUCAGAUAAAGUGAUCAUGGCGCUACUGGAAGAUGCGCUGCCACCGGCGGUGGCGUCGCUGGACCGUACACUGACCAAGAACGAUCCCCGGUUCGCAGCAUUGGUGGCAACCUCGUCGUUGGCCGCUUCCCCCCCCACCGUCGACGAAGCCACACCGACCCCUGCGAAAGCGGACCCGACGCAGAUUUGGGUGGGAAAGAAGAAGCAAGCCGACAAGUACAAGCCCGAGAGCGUGCGUGCCAACCCAGAAUACAUGGCCAAGCAGCUACAGCUCGCUCAAACGUACGACCAAGAGCCAGCGUGGACAGAAGAAACACAUGUAGACGAGUACAACGACGACUACAACGAUGAGUUGGACGAGUACGAGCCCUUUGGCGUGCAUGACGACGAGCCGACCGAGUACGAAGAGAUCAUCGCUCGGAACAAGGUGGUCCGGGCACGCGAAGCGGAAGACGCGUUUUGGGAGAGCAUGCGGAACCCGAACCACAAGCCUACCGCUUCAGACGACAACGACGAAGAUGACGACGAGGAUGGAGAUGAGGGGGAGACCAAGCCAGCAGCACGACCUCUGCGUCAGGGCCUCGUCCCUGCGAAGAAGACAACGGAGGCUACCAGUGCCAACAGUCGAGGGGGUCGCCAGGAACAACCUCAAAAGAAAUCAACACCGAGUGUGCUCGACAAGCGAUCGGCGGCGGCCUCCCAACCUCCUAGUGCAAAUGCUACUACGUCUGCGAAGAAAGGUCCAGCAACUGGCGACGAUCCCAAUAAGCAGCUGAUCAACCGCGCGAGGAAGGAGCAAAACAAAAGCAGUGUGGCCAACCAUAGGCGCAAAGACAAAGCGCUCAAGAAACAAGGGGGAGGUGGGGGGCUGUUUUAAAAAUGCUCGACAAAAUAGUAGACGACGACCUGUAUCACGUGGGGUGGUUGGUCUGUGCAAUGUCGACGCCGCCGCUUACUUAGUAGGUCGUACUAGGCAAAACACAAUGAGAUUGUGCAAGUAAUCGAGCACUAGCGAAAGACUA
Aphanomyces astaci is the source of this 2216-nucleotide messenger RNA. RefSeq lists its product as hypothetical. The transcript is spliced from 7 exons. Lineage: Eukaryota; Oomycota; Saprolegniomycetes; Saprolegniales; Verrucalvaceae. Gene Ontology annotation, molecular function: ubiquitin binding. Bases 527 to 2071 code for a protein of 514 amino acids. The record is from RefSeq and is a predicted model, not a curated record.